Molecule: messenger RNA, 4098 nt
Organism: Papilio machaon (common yellow swallowtail)
Lineage: Eukaryota; Metazoa; Arthropoda; Insecta; Lepidoptera; Papilionidae
Exons: 1
Coding region: 1-4098 (1365 amino acids)
Biological process (GO): DNA integration
Molecular function (GO): zinc ion binding; nucleic acid binding
Source: RefSeq, a predicted model, not a curated record
AUGCCGAUAGGUGAAAUUGAAGCAUUUUCGUUAAGUUCAAAACAGUGGCCGGCAUAUAUACGCCGCGUUAAUCAAUAUAUUUUGCUGUAUGAAAUACGCGACGAGUUGAAGGUGCCUACUUUAAUAACGGUUGUUGGUGAAGAAACUUAUGCUUUAAUGUGCGAUUUGUGUGCGCCGGCUUUCCCAGAAGACAAGACGUACGAGCAAUUAGUACGGCUAGUGACAGAGCACUUGGAGCCGCAGCGCUCGGAGAUCGCGGAGCGACACGUGUUCCGGCUGCGACGUCAACGGCCCGGCGAGUCGCUCACCGACUAUUUACAAGCGCUGAAACAUCUCGCGGCCACCUGCAAUUUCGGCAAGUGCAACACAUGCUCGACCAUCGAGGAGAACUUACGCGACCAGUUCGUAUCAGGUCUGGCUAGUGAUGCGAUGCGUGCAAGAAUAUUUGCUGAAAAGAAGAUUCAGUACAAGGAGGCGGUGGAGCUCGCACUGGCACUCGAGGCAGCAGAACGGCAUGCUGAGGUCAGUGGCAGCACAGGAGCUUCGGUGACGGACUCAUCUCCAGCAGCGGCCGAUGGGAGCUCGGCCGAGGGGCUGCAUUACACGCGCCCGGGCAGCGGGGGACGCGGCGUGCGGGGCACGCAAUCUCUGCGGUCGGCCCGGGCGGGGAGUACGGCGGGAGGCUCGGCGAACGACGCGCCGAGCGGAACGGCAACAGGACCGAGCGGAGCGGCAACGGGGCCGAGCGGAGCGGCAACGAGUGUCCGCGCGUGUUGGCGUUGCGGGAAAGCUCACGCGGCGGCUGGGUGCCGAUUCAAAACAUACACUUGUGAUAAGUGCGGCCAGCGAGGCCAUAUUAAAGUGAUGUGUAAAGUGCGGGGCAGUGUUGGCCUACAGAAUUACGUGAGUGAGGAGUCGGACGACGGUCUAUAUGAGAUCGACGAAGACGAGGGUUUGUACGAGGUAGCAGCGAAAGGUACCAAACCAUACUUUAUUAAUUUAUUGAUCGAUAACAAGAUUUUGAAAUGUGAAAUAGACACCGGUAGUCGUAUCUCGGCGAUCGCGGAGGAGUGCUACCGUAGCAUGUUUUCGCAUAAAAAAAUUAAUAAAGAUAAUAUUUGUCUACGUUCGUACUCUGGUUCACGGAUUGAGUCUCUCGGUUACAUCGAGGUGAAUGUUAAGUUAGGGAAUAAGCAUUGUGACUCAUUGCAUUUGUAUGUUAUAAAAGGCGGCGCACGGCCGUUAUUAGGUCGAGAGUGGAUGCAGGCUUUAAAUUUAAAACAAAUAACACUCAAUGUAAUCCGAGACGACGAUUUUGUGAAUCAGUUAUGUAAAGAAUUUCCGGAAGUAUUUAGUGAUAAGCUAGGCACAUGCAAGCGGACCAUUCGAUUACAGCUCGUUGACAAGGAACCGGUUUAUUUGCGCGCGCGGCCACUACCGCUUGCGCUGCGGGCGCGGGUUGAGCGGGAGCUCGCUCGUCUUGAGGCGGACGGCGCCAUCUAUCGCGUCGAAUAUUCAGACUACGGCACGCCCAUUGUGCCGGUCGUUAAGAGUAACGGGGACAUAAGAAUUUGUGGGGAUUAUAAAAUGACAAUUAACCCCAAAUUAAAAAGAGAUUUUUAUCCGUUACCUCGUAUUGAGGAAUUGUUUGCGAGUCUGAGGGGAGGUGAAAAAUUUACAAAAAUUGAUUUAAGGCACGCUUAUGAGCAGUGUCUUCUUUCCGAGGACUCGCAGCCAUGCACCGCCAUCACCACGCACAUGGGGACUUUUGCGUAUCGACGCACUCCGUAUGGUCUGUCCUGUAUACCUGAGAAGUUUCAAAAAUUAAUGGAGGAGACAUUACGCGGGGUGGCGGGGUGUGUUGUAUUUUUAGAUGACAUAUGUGUAACGGGGUCGAAUCAAAGUGAACACAUAAGAAAUGUAAGAGCUGUACUCGAACGGUUACGCGACAUGGGACUUACAGUGGAGUUUGACAAAUGUAAAUUCUUGCAGGACAGUGUAAAAUAUUUGGGCUUUAUUAUUAACAAGGAUGGGCUGCCCGGGCCCGAUCCGGAGAAAUUGGAAGCCAUUUCCAGCGCACCCACACCGGAGAACGUCACUCAAUUAAAAAGUUUCUUAGGGUUAUUAAAUUAUUAUGGACGAUUUAUUUCGAAUUUAAGUACAAUUUUACAUCCUUUGCAUAAUCUGCUAAAAAAGGGGGUCGGCUGGAAGUGGGAUUCCGAAUGUAAAAAAGCCUUCAACGAGGCGAAGCGAUCACUUCUUAGCGAACGGGUACUGGCGCAUUACGAGGAGGGGCGGGAACUUGUAAUAUCGGUGGACAGCAGUGCGUAUGGGUUGGGCGCUGUGCUCGCGCACCGCUACGACGACGGCAGCGAGCGCCCCGUUAGCUGCGCCUCGCGCACGCUUAACGCGGCCGAGCGCAACUACAGCCAGCUCGAUAAAGAGGCGUUAGCUAUUUUAUUUGGCAUCACCAAACACCAUCAGUACCUUUUCGGGAGACGGUUCACGUUGCGCACCGAUCACCAGCCCCUAACAUACAUUUUUGGAGGCAAGGGUAGUAUCCCCCAGACGGCCGCGAGUCGGCUGCAGCGUUGGGCGGCACGCUUGGCCGCAUACGAUUUUAAAGUCGAAUUCGUUCGAUCGGCGGACAACGGUCCGGCCGAUGCAUUGUCUCGCCUACCCUUGGCUAAGGAGGGUCGCUCCGUGGACUCGGUCGAUUAUUUAGACUUAGUAGAGGAUUCGGUACCCGUUGGUUAUAAGGACGUCGCUAGGGAGACCGAACGCGACGCGUUAUUAUGUAAAAUUAAGCGUUAUGUUAUGUUCGGCUGGCCGACGGCCCCGAGUUGCGAUGAGGAAAGACCUUAUUUUGCUAGGAAACAGGAUUUCGCAAUUGAACACGGCUGUUUGAUUUAUAAAUAUAGGAUUGUAAUUCCUACUGUCUUACAACAAAAAGUUUUGGAGGAAAUUCAUGAUGGCCACCUUGGUAUGAAUAAAAUGAAAUGCUUGUCUAGAAGUUAUGUGUACUGGGCCACCAUGGAUAGAGACAUAGAGGAGACGUGCAGGGCGUGCGCGGCGUGCCGCACCGUGCGGGACGCGCCGCCGCGUGCGCCGCUGCACCCCUGGGAGUUCCCGCUGCACCCGUGGUUGCGCAUCCACGCUGACUUCGCUGAGUGCGGCGGUAAGCGCUAUCUAAUUAUUAUAGACGCACAUUCGAAAUGGUUAGAGGCGAUCCCGAUGCGCAACACGAGUGCAGAGAGUACUAUAAAAGUUUUUAGAAGUGUGUUUUCACGUUUCGGGCUCCCAUCGCAGCUCGUGACCGAUAACGGGCCACCAUUCUUCUCGCAGGAUUUUAAAGUCUUUUGUGAAAACAAUUGCAUAAAGCACACCACCUCGGCCCCUUACCGACCUCAGGCGAACGGUGCCGCGGAGAAUGCCGUUAAAACAAUUAAAAAAGCAAUUAAAAAAGCACUACACGAGGGCAAUGAUGUGAACACGGCACUGACUAAAUUUUUGUUUAAAUACCGCAACUGUGAACACGCCACGACGGGCGUGUCGCCGGCCGUGGCGCUGCUGGGUCGGCGGAUGCGCAGCCGGCUAGACGCGCUGCGGCCGGACACCGCAGCGGCUGUGCGCGACAAGCAGGAGCGGCAGGCGGCCCGCGCCGCCGGCCAUCUCAGAGAGUUUAGCGUGGGGGAGACUGUACUCGCGCGCGACUAUGCAUCGAAGGGGAACAAAUGGGCCGAAGCCACGGUGGUCAAAAGGACCGGGCCGGUUUCCUAUAAGGUAGCCUUGGGCAAUGGUGUGGAAUGGCGUAGACACGCGGACCAGGUGGUCCCAGCCAAGGGACGGUUUUCGUUGUCCCGUACCAGCCACACGUCUACGGGUAACGGGUUAGAGUUACAGACCGAGGAGUCCGAGGUCGGUGCGGAGUCGGGAGGACAGCCUAUGGAUGAGGCAUCCAGCGGUGGCGAGUCCCCGGCGGCGUCGCCCCGCGCAGCGACCGAGUUAUCUCCGAGGCAGCCGGGGGCUACGCCACCCCAGAUGUCUGCCCGCGCACUGCGUGCUUUAAAGCGGGCCAAAUUUAAUGUAUUAGCUUAG